AUGGCAAUGGUCAACAUGAAUAACCUACUGAACGGCAAGGACUCCCGGUGGCUCCAGCUAGAGGUUUGCAGAGAGUUCCAGCGCAACAAGUGCACCAGGCCUGACACGGAGUGCAAGUUCGCCCAUCCACCAGCUAACGUCGAGGUGCAGAACGGACGGGUCACUGCUUGCUACGACAGUAUCAAGGUAACCAACAACACAUUGUGUUACAUAAUCGAGUUUUCACAUAUUCUCGCCGGUUUCAUCUUCACCCGAUGA
Molecule: messenger RNA, 258 nt
Organism: Heterotrigona itama
Lineage: Eukaryota; Metazoa; Arthropoda; Insecta; Hymenoptera; Apidae
Source: the annotation of a GenBank genome assembly